Messenger RNA from Daldinia decipiens, 2045 nucleotides. Its product is annotated as acyltransferase family-domain-containing protein. Lineage: Eukaryota; Fungi; Ascomycota; Sordariomycetes; Xylariales; Hypoxylaceae. Gene Ontology annotation, molecular function: acyltransferase activity, transferring groups other than amino-acyl groups. Gene Ontology annotation, cellular component: membrane. The record is from RefSeq and is a predicted model, not a curated record. The transcript has 2 exons. The coding region runs from base 538 to 1968 and encodes 476 amino acids. Gene Ontology annotation, biological process: polysaccharide biosynthetic process.
CUCGAACCCCGUGCGACGUUUCCUUCGACAUGGUCGAAUGACGGAAGGAUGCGGGAUCUGGCAUUCGAUUCCUUCGGAUGGGUAGAUGGACCGUAUCUCCUCUCCUAAAUCCUAAAUCUUAUUCCGUAGUUUUCCAAUGAUUUUACUGAAUGCCUUGUGUUGUCUGAUUUUAUGUGCUAUGAGUUGUUCUUGACAGCUGCUCUUAACAGUUGCUCCUAACAGUUGUUCUUAAUAUCCCAACUACAUAUCAGACGCAUGCCGAAGAAUCCACUGCGGAAAUGCGUCAGUAUAGGUAGUGAUUGAUAUUGCAAUCUUACUUACCUUGUUGUUCCUCUCAACUCUCAUCAAACAGCCCUGGACGUGGUGGACCAGGUCAUCUCGUGGCAGAUUCUUGGCUUAUACAACUAGUUUGUAUACCCUACCUACGCAGGCAGCCUAUCAAGAGCCAGACCGUCUUAAAUGACACUCUCGGCGUGGUUGCGAUAUCAAAAUUCAUAGGUCGGCAGCAAGUGAAUUGUCGGUUGAGUAACGCCAACCAUGCAUCUCCCCGGGCACUCGACUAGAGAGGAUGAAGAGGCCCUUCUCCCUCAAAUGCCGUCAGAUGAAGCGGAUCGCACGAGGUGGUCAUCUAGAUGGAGAAAGAGUCUUCGUCCGAUUUCGUUCAGGGCAGCCCUUUGGCAAUGCCUCGCCUUUAUGAGGCCAAGCUUUCUAGCCAAGCGAUCGUCAGUCGAAGAAUCAGAGAAGUCAAAUGCCGCGUCAAAAAAGCCGCACUCGACGGAAUAUCUUGAUGGUGUUCGCGGCGUCGCUUCUCUGAUCGUUUUUAUUCUUCACUGGACUCACGUUCCAUACCCGUCUAUUAACUCUGGAUGGGGAUACAAAAAUAACACGUCGUUAUGGUUGUUGCCGUUCGUUCGGAUCAUCUACUCUGGCGCCGCUAUGGUAUCGGUAUUUUUCGUCGUCUCCGGUUUUGUGCUUUCCCACCGAUUCAUCCAACGGAUGCACCGCCAGGAGUAUCCCGAGUUGUUCUCCGGACUGACCUCGCUUACCUUUCGCCGGGCUAUUCGCCUAUUCCUCCCAGCCUUCGCGUCUAGCACGAUGGCUUUCAUAUGUGCCUACCUCGGUAUGAUAGACAUCCCUAAGAAAGUAGAUGGGAAACCGUUCGAGCAUGGCCUAACGUCGUAUCUCGAAUACCUCGACAUGGAGUCCAAUCCGUGGGAGUGGACGCCAGACUUCUCUGGGUUCUAUAAUCCUCAACUAUGGUCUAUUGCUGUCGAGUUCAGGGGCUCGAUGGUCGUCUUUCUACUCAUCGUCGGGCUUGCAAAGACCCGGACUGCCGUUCGACUUAUUGUCGAAAGCCUGCUUAUGAUCCAUUGCUUCGGCCAUAAGCGCUGGGAUCUCGCUCUGUUCAUCUCAGGGAUGUCUCUAGCAGAAAUGGAAGUGCUGCUGAGGAAGCCUAAGAAUCCAUCAGCGAGGAAGUUAGUAAAUGGACUCCUUGUACUGACUAUGAUACUUGGUCUUUUCCUUUGCGGCUAUCCUCGAGACCACAACACCCAAACUCCCGGCUACGUCUGGUCGAAAUAUGUUUGGCCCUUCGGUGCAUACCGCCGUCGCUUUUGGUUAGCAAUCGGUGCCAUGCUACUCGUCGGCCCAAUGGCGUUCUUACCGUCUGUCCAAUCCGUGUUCCUUACUCGACCAGCUCGAUAUCUUGGACGGAUAAGCUAUGCGCUCUAUCUUGUUCACGGGCUUGGCAACCGAACAAUUGGUAAAUGGCUGCUUGACAUCUGCUGGGCAUAUAUUGGAAAGGAAGGGCUCUGGCCUUACGCCAUAAGCUUUAUUAUCUCUACCUUGCUGUACUUCCCCGUCGUGAUAUGGGGCUCUGAUGUGUUCUGGAGAGGAGUUGAUGUGCCUUCAACAAAUUUUGCAAGAUGGUUCGAAAAGAAAUGUGCUGCGCCAGUGGGUGCGAGGUAAGGGAAUUUGCAAAUGGAUGUAUAUAAGCAACCGAGUAUAAAUAGAACAGAACUUGACGUUUCCAACCGUCUCCUUAC